Molecule: messenger RNA, 2056 nt
Organism: Pollicipes pollicipes
Lineage: Eukaryota; Metazoa; Arthropoda; Thecostraca; Pollicipedomorpha; Pollicipedidae
Product: protein timeless homolog
Exons: 17
Coding region: 62-2056 (664 amino acids)
Biological process (GO): DNA repair; replication fork arrest; DNA replication checkpoint signaling
Cellular component (GO): replication fork protection complex
Molecular function (GO): DNA binding
Source: RefSeq, a predicted model, not a curated record
UAUUGUUUUCGCGCGGAAUUACGGCGGGAAAGACAAAACACUUGUUGGAAAAUUUCCUACCAUGGCUGCAUUUACUAUUGAUCCACUGCUGAUGGCUGACCUGUCAGCAACCUGCAACAGCCUUGGGUACCUGGAUGAUGCAACUGGAAAAUAUCAGAAGGAGCCAGAGUGCAUUGAAUGUGUGAAGGAUCUGGUGAGAUUCUUGAGAAGAGAUGAUGAAAACCAUGAAAUCCGAAGAGCCCUUGGUGAAACUAAGGUGGUUGUGAAAGAUUUGAUCCCCAUUAUCAAACACCAUUCCAAUGAUACUGAAUUGUUGGAUGUCACCCUGAGACUCCUGGUAAAUUUGACCACUCCAGCACUGAUUCUCUAUGAAGAGGAGCUCCCUGGAGAGAGGGUCUCCCGUCGCUUCUACCUGGAGGUGAUCCAGUACCUGCAGUCAUACAAAGAGGCUUUCAGUGACAAGGUGUUCUGGUCUGUACUUGCUGCCAAGAUGACAUCACUUCUGGAGAAGGACUGGGAGCACAGGAUGGAGGACGACCGUCUCAUGAUCGAGCGCGUCCUCAUCCUGGUGAGGAACGUGCUCAACAUCCCGGCCAACCCGGCCGCUGAGAAGCGCACCGACGACGACGCCAGCGUACACGACCAGGUGCUCUGGGGAAUGCACCUGGCUGGUCUGGACGACAUCAUCCUAUUCAUCGCUCAGUCGGACGAUGAACAGCAUCUCUGCAUCCACAUCCUGGAGGUGGUGUCGCUGAUGCUGCGGGAGCAGGAUGCCAAGCAGCUAGCGCGCUCUGGCGCCGCCAGGAGCCACCAGGAGCGCGAGAAAGACAUCCAGGAGCUGGAGCAGCUCCGGCGGUUGGAGCAGGAGGCCAAGCGGAACCAGAUGCGCAAGCUCGCCAGCGUGCGGCACACGCGCUUCGGCGGCACGUUCACCGUCAAGAACAUCACCUCCAUCAGCGACCGCGACCUCAUCUACCAUCGCCCGCUGGCGCAAAUCAACGAGCUGUCGUUCGACAAGGAGAAGGUGCCGCGCAAAACGCCGAAGAACCGACAGCCGCUGGCUGACGGCGAGACGACGCGCCGCUCCAUGCUCACCAUCCGGCUGUUCCUCAAGCAGUUUUGCGCCGAACUGCUCACCGGCGCCUACAACAAGCUCAUGUACAACGUCAAGGAUGACCUGGCCAGAGCCAAGGCGCAGGCGCACGACGAGUCCUACUACAUGUGGGCAGUCAAGUUCUUCAUGGAGUUCAACCGACACCAUCACUUCCGCGUGGACAGAAUCAGUGAGACGCUGUCCGUCUCCAUGUUCCACUACAUCCAGACGCAGCUGGAGUCGCACCUGGAGAUGAUGACGGCCGAAAAGCGCAAAAUCAAGAUUUGGUCCAAGCGCGCCCAUCUUGCUCUGAGAGCCUACCAGGAGCUGCUCUUCACCAUCCAGCACAUGGACGCGAGCGCCGACGACGCGUGCCGCGAGGCGUCUCGCGUGCUUAAGUCCAACCUGUUCUACAUGCCCGAGUACCGCGAGCUGCUGUAUGUACUGCUCUGCCAGUACAACCCCGUCAAGAUGAGCCGGAAGUUUUUGACUGACCUGGUGGAAACCACUCACGUCUUCAUCAAGCUGCUGGAGAAGUUCUCCGGCGGCGGGCGGAUCGUCGUCAAGCAGAAGCGGAAGGCCAAGAAGAAGAGCCGCGGACGGCGGCCAGGCGGCGGGGCGGCGGACGGCGCGUCUCGACCGCCGCCGGCCGACCCCGAGCUCACCUGGGACGGACUCAGCGACGAGCUGUCGGCGGCGCUGCAGGGCGCCCGGCCGCUGCCCGAGGACGUGCUGCCGUUCGACGCUGCCAGCGAGGUGCCGCUGGAGCAGCAGAGGACGGAGGCCAUGCUGCGCAUUCAGGACCUGCUGCGGGCCGGCCAGCCGACCGGAGCCCUGGCAUUGAUCAGGGCCGCCAGGGAGGUGUGGCCGGCCGGGGACGUCUUCGGCGCGCCCGACAUCGCGCCCGAGGACGAGUUUCUGGCGCUGCGGGAGAUCCACUUCGCGCAGCUGCCAGCUGGCUGA